GCGGAGGAGGCUCUUCCACUCAGACUCGUCGCGGCUCGUCUCCUCUGCUGCAGCCGGAGCGCCUCUCGUCAUGUGGCGGUCAGCAGGAGUGGGUACCGCCGGGCAGAAGGAGGAGGAGGAGGCCGGUUAGAAGGACCAGGCAGACCCAGACCCAGACCCAGGCAGGCAGGCAGGCAGACAGGGGUGUAGGAGCGGGGCACAGGGUGGGUCCGUGUGCAUUCAAUGCCUGUGUGCUGUGUGAGCUCCUCUGCAUCAUGCUGUACUUCCAGCUGGUGAUCAUGGCCGGGACCGUCAUGUUGGCCUACUACUUCGAAUACACCGACACCUUCAGCGUGCACGUGCAGGGCUUCUUCUGCUACGACACCGCCUACACCAAACCGUACCUGGGACCGGAGGACAGCAGCGCCGUCCCGCCGGUCCUGCUCUACACCCUGGUGGCCGGACUGCCCACGCUGCUGAUCACCGUAACGGAGACCGUGCUGUUCCUGGUCCAGUACACGUCCAAAGAGUUCGACAGGUCAGAGAAGACCGUGGCCACCGGGGACUGCUGUUACCUGAACCCGCUGGUGCGCAGGACCUUCCGCUUCCUCGGGGUCUACACCUUCGGCCUCUUCACCGUUGACAUCUUCGUUAAUGCUGGUCAGGUGGUCACAGGGAACCUGGCGCCCUACUUCCUGACGGUCUGUCGGCCUAACUACACCUCCCUGGGCUGCCAUCAGGCGCUGCGCUACAUCAGCCAUCAGGAGGCGUGCACGGGGAACCAGGACGACAUCCUGCGCGCUCGCAAAACGUUCCCGUCCAAGGAGGCGGCGCUGAGCGUCUACGCCGCGCUCUACCUGGCUAUGUACGUGACGUGCACGGUGCAGGCGAAGGGGACCCGUCUGGCCAAACCCGUGCUGUCCUUGGGCCUCAUGUGUCUGGCAUUCCUCACCGGGUUGAACCGCGUGGCUGAAUACCGCAACCACUGGUCGGACGUCAUCGCCGGGUUCAUCAUCGGCACCGCCAUCGCAACGUUCCUGGUGGUGUGUGUGGUCCAUAACUUCAAAGGCAAGUUACUGCUGAGUGAAGAGACCCCAGCGGAGCAGCAGUCCACCAGCGCCAUGCUGAACAUGGGCCGAGUGGAGAGUCCUCUGGAGAAGUACAUCGCCUCCCAGAAUCACAUCGCGUUCGCAGAGGUCACAUGACGUGGAGUCGGCGGUGUGGCAGACCCACUGGACGUCCACGCUCUUCACCAUUCACCCCAAUUAGAGGCAGCGCGGCGCUAACCCACCCCAUCAUCCUGUGUGUGUGUCUGGUCUGCGGUACGUCCUUCUAUAUGUCGUCUUCAUAUCAGGCCCCUCGUGUCAUUUACAGCUUCUUGUAUUUACGGGAAAAAAAAAUCAACAAAGAUGCUUUUCCUCCAUCUAUGCACUUAUACCGAAUCCUUGGCGGACUCUCGCUUCGCAACCUUUCGCAGCUCGUUGAAAAGGCAAAGCUUGAAGCGGACGUGUUGCAAAAACUGUGGGAAAAACAACAGAUCGGACCUGGAUUUGAACCAUCGCCGCUUUGGCCGAGUUGUAAUAUUUUCUCACACUUUUGUUAUUUUGUGAG
Sphaeramia orbicularis (orbiculate cardinalfish) is the source of this 1590-nucleotide messenger RNA. RefSeq names its product phospholipid phosphatase-related protein type 5-like. Gene Ontology annotation, molecular function: phosphatidate phosphatase activity. Gene Ontology annotation, cellular component: plasma membrane. The record is from RefSeq and is a predicted model, not a curated record. Bases 255 to 1184 code for a protein of 309 amino acids. NCBI's taxonomy places the organism in Eukaryota, Metazoa, Chordata, Actinopteri, Kurtiformes, Apogonidae. The transcript has 6 exons. Gene Ontology annotation, biological process: signal transduction; phospholipid metabolic process; phospholipid dephosphorylation.